Molecule: messenger RNA, 4757 nt
Organism: Malaclemys terrapin pileata
Lineage: Eukaryota; Metazoa; Chordata; Testudines; Emydidae
Gene: FMOD
Product: fibromodulin
Exons: 3
Coding region: 235-1374 (379 amino acids)
Molecular function (GO): protein binding
Source: RefSeq, a predicted model, not a curated record
AAAGUCAGGCAGUGGUAGGGUAUCUUCACUCGGGUCUGCAAACUGUCUGCCGCUGGGAGGUCACUCCACAAGAAAAACCCUGCAGUGCCCAUGACCUGCAAGCACAAUAUUUGAUCAGGACUGCGGGGCGGGCACCAACCCUGGCAAAUUGAGAUAUACACAUGCUCUUUAAUACACAGGAGAUCAGGCAGACGAACACUGAGGCUUUGGAAAAGGGACUCUGAGUCUGGUUCCAUGAGGUUCUGCACAAUGCACUGGGCUUCCGUCCUGAUAGUAGCUGGGCUGUGUGGGGUCUCCCUGGGCCAGUAUGAAGAUGAAGAAGAUAUGUACUGGUUGCAUCAGUACCUUCGCAGCCAGGCGUUGUCCUAUAACUACAUGCCAUACUACGAGGAUGAGGUCCCCCAAUACCCUUAUGUCCCACCUGGGUCCCCCUUUGCGGAGCCCCUCCUUGAGCCCGUUUCCCGGGAAUGCCCCCAGGAGUGCGAUUGCCCCCCCAACUUCUCCACGGCAUUGUACUGCGACAGCCGCAACCUGAGGUACCUUCCCUUUGUGCCUUCCAGGAUGAAGUACGUCUACUUCCAGAACAACCAGAUCACCACCGUCCAAGAGGGGGCUUUCGACAAUGCCACAACGCUGGAAUGGAUUGCGUUGCAUGGCAACCAGAUAACCAGUGAGAAGAUGGGCAAGAGGGUCUUUGCCAAGCUCAAGAACCUGGAGAGGUUGUAUCUGGAUAACAACAACCUGACCAAGAUGCCCAGCCCCCUGCCCAGGUCCCUGAGAGAACUCCACUUGGCUUACAAUCAGAUCACCAGGAUCCCAUCCAAUGCUCUGGAAGGUUUGGAGAACCUUACUGCCCUGUAUCUCAGCCACAACCAGAUCCAUGAUAUAGGAGCAUCUUUCAAAGGGUUAAAGUCCUUGAUCCUUGUUGACCUGAGCUACAAUCACCUCAGGAAGGUCCCCGAUGGCCUCCCAAGCUCUUUGGAGCAGCUCUACCUAGAGCACAACUACAUCUACACCAUCCCUGAUGAGUAUUUCAAAGUGUCCCCCAAGCUGCUCUAUAUCAGGCUGUCUCACAACAGCCUGACCAAUGAUGGGCUCUCCUCCAACACCUUCAACACCAGCAGCAUCCUAGAGCUGGAUCUGUCUUAUAACAGGCUCCAGAAGAUCCCCCGGGUUAGCACCAACCUCGAGAACCUCUACCUCCAAGGGAACCAAAUCAAUGAAUUCUCCAUCAGCAGCUUCUGCACAGUCGUCGACGUCAUGAACUUUUCCAAGCUCCAGGUCUUGCGGCUGGAUGGGAACGAGAUCCAACGGAACGCGGUGCCCCCGGAUGCCCCCCUCUGCCUGAGGCGUGCUGCCGUCAUUGAGAUUUAACCCCCCCCCUUUUCCCCGUGCUCUCCUCCAGUCCUCAGGGCAGCAGCACACCUGCUCCAGUAAUCCAGGCUGGUGGGAGGGGUUCACUCUCGUUUUAACGCGGCUUGAUGGUUUGUUUGGCUUCUGCAAUAGCGUAAUAUGGGUGGCACAAUAGUAGCCUGUGCAGGGUUCCCUGCCAGAGUAGGAGGGAUGUGUCAUUAACUCCACCCACUAGAUGCUACCCCUUUUAGCCUAUCAGGUCACACCAGUAUGGAGGCAGGUCUCUGCUUUGUCCUAUAAAAACCCCUACGGUUCUCUCUCUAACCAGCCAAACGGUUCUCUUGAUGAUUCCCCGCCAUUGUCUUGCGGCACGCAUGUCCAUGCGGCUCCCACCAGCAUGGGUGGGUUGAGCAGAGGGGACUCAAGUUGUCUCUGUUCAAAUGCAUUGGAUUUGAAAGUUUGAUGCCAGCUGGGAUGGUUUUGGAGUUCAUGUUCUGUGUAGGAGGAACUGUGGUAAAGGGAUCAGAGACGGGGGAGGAGGAGAAUUCAGGUUUUUCAGAUGUAGUGUGGAAAAACAGAACAGGCCAUGGGACAGGAUGGGGAUCAUUUGAAGAGAGACUGUGGAAGAGAGGAGCAGAGAGGAAGGGCGAGAGGAAAAUUCUAACGGAAAAAUAGCUAUAAUCUAUGGGUCAGAACUUCACCAGGUGUAAAUGGGUGUAGCUACAUUGACUUCAGGCAGCAGGUUUAAAACAAAGAAAAGGAAGUAUUUUUUCACACAAUGCACAGACAACCUGUGGAACUCCUUGCCAGAGGAUGUUGUGAAGGCCAAGACUAUAACAGGGUUCAAAAAAGAACUAGGUAAAUUCACGGAGGAUAGGUCCAUCAAUGGCUAUUAGCCAGAAUGGUCAGGGAUGGUAUCCCUAGCCUCUGUUUGCCAGAAGCUGGGAAUGGGUGACAAGGGAUGGAUCACUUGAUGAUUCCCUGUUCUGUUCAUUCCCUCUGGGGCACCUGGCAUUGGCCACUGUCGGUAGACAGGAUACUGGGCUAGAUGGACCUUUGGUCUGACCCAGUACGGCCAUUCUUAUGUGCUUAUGUUCUUAUGAAUGAUGCUGAUUUACACCAGCUGAGGAUCUGCAACUUUACAUCCUGUAUUUACUGGUCUCCUCUUACUGCUGAACUUUCAGGGGACUAUCCUCCUAAAACACACUGCAGGCUUCUAUGUAGCUAGCAAGAUGUAGGAGCUGGUUUAUAAAGGGGAAUUGCCUGGGGGGAGAUUUGUGUGGUUCAAAGGUUUGCAGACUAGUUUUUCGAGCCCCACACUUCCCCUCCCUCCUCAGAAUGUUGGAAAACCAACAGAGCUUAUUGACCGAUGAUGUGGUCAGGUGUCACCCUCUAGCUGGAACCUGCCAGUAGGAUGUUUCAAGCUGAAUUGGUCAAAAAAAAAAAAGCCAAUAGUUAUAUAAAACCUGAUUCCCAUUUAUCCUACGGCCCUUUUGAACUGCAAGAGCGUGGCAGAGUGGCUUUAGCAUGAGUGCAAUUAUCUUUAGUGCAAGUGAGACUUCAUACUGUGGGUUUUUUAAUUGAUAGACCGUGGGCCAGUUUCUGAUCUCUGUAACAGUGGUGUCAAACCCGGAACAACUGCAUUACAUCAACUAUAAGGAUUAUAAACCCUCUUGCUUCUAGGUACCAGCUAACCAGUAACUGCUGGAGUUAGGGUGAAACUGCUGCUAAGGGAAGCUCGUCCAAGAAUUGUCCAUGAAGGAAAUUUCUUGAAGGUUGCUCUGAAGCAGCUGGUACUGGUCACUGUCAGAGACAAGAUACCAGAUAGAUGGGCUCCUGGUCUGAGCUAGUAUGACCAUUCCUAUUGUAUCCUAUCCUUCAUCUUUCUCUAUAACCUUUAUAGAGUGCCUGCCACCAAAGUGGCUGCCAAUGGAAGUCAGUGAGGUGCUUCUCUGCAUUUUUGCCGGAGAUCCAAAUCUAACCUCUCCUCUUUGUAUUAACUCUUAAUUCAUAGACGCAAACACCCUCGGUGGGCAAAGCGAAAGGAGCAUAUGUGGCUGAGCAACAGGGAUGGAUCGACAGGUGCCUGAAACAAAGUUAGCCAUGUGAACAUGAAACAUUUACCAGGCACAAGUUAGCCAUGUGAACGUGAAGCAUUUACCAGGCAGCAGCACUCACAGAUGGAGGAUGCGGAGGGGGGGUUGUCCCUGACCUGUCAGCCAGCCAAACCAAAGUACCAAUAGGUGCUGGAACUAGGAGUGCAUGGGGGUGCUGCCGCACCCCCGGCUUGAAGUGGUUUCCAUUAUAUACAGGGUUUACAGUUUAAAAUUCCACCUUUUCCUGCAGGGUGUUUGCACUGGAUAACUGAGUUCCUGCCGAACUUUGUCCCCUUCGGGUGGGACGAGUGGAAUUUCAAGGCUGCAGGAGCAUUACGUUUCCCAGUUGCACUGAGUUGAAAGUUAUAAGUUUCUGGCACAACAUAGCAACCUUUUACAGUCCAGGUAGCAGAAGGGCAGAUCUUGGGUGGCAGCUUCCUUGGGGUAGUAUCAGUCUCUGAGCGUCCUUGCCUGCGUAAGCUCCACCAAAUGAAUUUACAGGUGACCAGCAGGUACCAGGAGGAGACAGUACAACAGGCAUAGCCAGAGAGGAAAAGCGUUCUUGUUACUUUCAACUCCUGUGGAAUCCAGCUUUGCUAUCACUGCUCGUAACGUAUGGAUCAUACCUUUUUUUCCAUGUGCUGCUUGGCUGCAGGUGAAGAAUGCUACAGUUUAACGAAGUGGCAUUCAGAGCCAGUUGUAACUAUAAUGCGACCCGCCUUGACAUUAUAAUACCAGGCAGGAUUCACUCUGGUUCAGUGAGCUUUUGCUCUAAGGCAGACAAUCUGGUUCUGGAAAGCUGGUUUCAUGGUUGUGUGUGAGCCCAGUCAGAUGUCGCACUCAAAUGAAAGGAGUUGCCCAGACUGGCCCUUAUUGCAAAUUCCUACUGUGCCUUCCUGUUGUGGUUAAUUGCAUUUGUUAAGUGUGGCACUCUCUGCCUGUACAAUAGUUUGCCCUUUUCUCUUGAGGAACUCACAGGGUAGCAACGCUCAGUCUGCUCUAAGCAUCAAUCCCCUUGAAUUGUUUUGGUUUGAAACAUCCCUUUUCCCCAGCCCAGAUUGGGGUCCCAUUUUUAAAAAAAUCUUGGCGGUGAAUUUGAAUUCCACAAAAGCCAAAAUACCAGCUGGGUUCAUUGGACAAGGCAGAGAACAAGGGUCAGGUGAGCUUCUGGGGGACUUGGGAAGCUCAAAGGCCAUCUAAACCCUCCACAUUUAAACUGCAUGCUAACGAUAUAAAGGAAUCUGUAUUCUCACCAAAGCAUGAACUGUAGAUAUCAUACCAAUCAAUAAAACCCUUUUUAUAAUUGCA